Molecule: messenger RNA, 789 nt
Organism: Camellia sinensis
Lineage: Eukaryota; Viridiplantae; Streptophyta; Magnoliopsida; Ericales; Theaceae
Product: norbelladine synthase
Biological process (GO): defense response; abscisic acid-activated signaling pathway
Cellular component (GO): nucleus; cytoplasm
Molecular function (GO): signaling receptor activity; protein phosphatase inhibitor activity; abscisic acid binding
Source: RefSeq, a predicted model, not a curated record
GUGUAUAUAUAUAACAAGAAAUAUCUAUAUAUGUAUCAAGAUCAGCAGCAGCAAGAAGAAGAAAGAAGAAGAAAAAUGUUGGGAAGAGUAUCAGAGGAGAUGGAAGUGAAAGUGUCGGCAAGCAAAGCAUGGGAACUGUACGGCACCCUACAACUUGCCAAGCUCGUCGAACAGGUGCUCCCUAAUGUUCUCGAAAAAAUUGAGAUCGUACAAGGUGACGGUGGUGUUGGUACCAUUCUCAACCUCGUAUUCCCACCAGGGACACCGGGAGGUUUGUCAUCAUACAAGGAGAAGUUUACAAAGGUAGAUGAUGAAAAGAGAGUGAAGGAAACAGAGGUGGUCGAAGGAGGAUAUCUUGAUUUAGGAUUCACUCUGUAUCGUGUUCGAUUUGAAAUCAUAGAGAAAGGGGAGGAGAGUUGCAUCACCAGAACCACAGUUGAAUAUGAUGCCAAGGAAGAAGUUGCUGCCAUGGCUCCCUCCAUGAUCAGCAUCCAACCAUUCGUGUUGCUUAUGGAAGCUGCCUCCAAUUCUCUCACCAAGAACAACAAAAAUGCCUAAUUAAAUUUAAAGACUGUUUGCACAAGCAUUUUGAUUUCUUCAAAUCUAAUCUAUGCUCUGGCAGUUUUUUUUUUUUUUAAUCAUCGAAAAUAAAGCUUUAUUGAUGAAAAUUCAAUGUGCAUAUCAAACAUUGAAAGAAAACAUCAAUACAGCUGAGGCUAGUGCUGAUCAUAUUGUGUAAUUUCUUAAGUGCUUGUAUGCUGUUUUCAUUAGACAGUUGGGAGUCUUCAA